CCCUUUUGCGUCUACAAAGUGGAAGAAUAUCUCUUAUGAUAGUUUUAUUAAUUAUUUGGUGGACACACAUGGUACGAGGUCAGAGUCCCAGCAGAUGUCAGCCGAGGCUCAAUUACUCAAGAUCCACACUUUACGCAGCGGAAGGCGGUGUCCUCUCUUUCCAGUGCAAUGCCACCUACUGUGGGAAGAAUUCCUCGAAACCCAGGUUGUACUGGUGCAAGCAGAAAUUAAACAGCUGUACGGCAUUGCUUCAUUUGGACGAAUUUGCAAAUCGGACCAAGAUGAGUUCGUAUUUUGGGUCUGGUACAUUGACUUCCUUACUUCAGAUAUCUCCAGUUCUCAUUAAACACUCGGGAAAAUAUCAGUGUCGGGCCCAGUUCCCCAACUUUGAUCAGAUCACUGCGAUGGGCCACCUGAUAACGGCUCUAGUCAUCAGUAAGUACAAGAACACUGAGUGUAUGAAGUUACUGUCGUCACUGAUAAGCCAGUCUCCAACAGCUCGCACUUAUUCCUCAAUCACAGUUCAUUUACUUGUUAUGCUGAGAAUGGCGCAGCCAGUCACUCAACUGUUCCGAAGUAACAGUUCAGGGGGGGUGUCAGGAGAAAUAAAAGUGUUUACUCCAGUUAACAAAGUGAGCGGACACAGAGGAGGCUCCCUAAAGCUUCAGUGUAUUGCGCAGUCUGACACACAUUUGAAUACAACACUCGGGGUACAUUGGACGAAGGAUAAUGAGAAAUGUAAUGAGCCAUUGAGCAGAAACAAAAGCAACGAUGAAACCAUAGCAAGCGGCAGACAGCGGUUCACACUCACACUCUCCAACCUCCAACCUGACGACGCUGGACUGUACUACUGCUGCAUUACGUCACACUUGUCCUCCCAGAUCUUUGGAAUGGAUUCAAUACGAGUACACGUAACUGCUUUCAAUCCUGAUGUGAUAAAUUUUGCUUCACUCAUCAUCUGCAAAGGAAUUCUGCUGGUGAUUGUCAUCACAUUUGGUCUAACCUGGGUUUAUCAUCUGGAAAAACGCCAGCAGAAAUCGGAAGAUGCAGCAGGAAUGUCACAGAGGAAAGAAAUGAGGAAGAGCUCCAUCACCUAGAACUGCCACACACUUGGCUAUCAUGGAUUCUGGCCCAUUUUGAUGUAAUUUCCUUUACGUCCAUUUUCUCAGGCAUUUAUCAGGUUAGAGAGCAAACAGAGGAAUGAUCAUAUCUUUGCUUAACAUAAUUCAACUGAGGUUAGGCAGAAGGGUAAAGAAAUGUUGACUCAAACUGCUGGACAAUCCAAAAGCACUUCCGAUGAAGGCAGUGAAUACUGAUUUAACGACAGAGAUUAGCUUUAUUUACCUUUACAUCGAAACAUACAGUAACCUGUGUUGUUUCCGUCACUGACUAACGCAAUUUGAGGGUGUGCCUGGAGGCAGCCCACAAUUUUCACCGUUCUUCUGGCACCAGCAUAACAUGCUCACAAUUUCUGACCCUAAUCUGCACAUUGUUGGAACGUGAGAGCAAAUGGGAGCACCUGGAGGAAACUCCUGUGCUCAUGGGGAGAAGGUACAAAUUCCUCACAGUCAGCAGCAGGAACUGAGCCCUGAUUGGUGAUUACUGGCGUUAUAAAGGGAUUGCACUAGCAACUAUAUACCCGUGGAAGUUUUUCCCAUUUAUCCCAGGCAGUGUGGACUGAAAAUGGAGCGGCUCAGCCCUGAUGAAGGGUCUCGG
This is a messenger RNA of Hypanus sabinus (Atlantic stingray), 1716 nucleotides long. RefSeq lists its product as uncharacterized. NCBI's taxonomy places the organism in Eukaryota, Metazoa, Chordata, Chondrichthyes, Myliobatiformes, Dasyatidae. Bases 36 to 1097 code for a protein of 353 amino acids. Gene Ontology annotation, molecular function: signaling receptor activity. The transcript has 5 exons. Gene Ontology annotation, cellular component: plasma membrane. The record is from RefSeq and is a predicted model, not a curated record. Gene Ontology annotation, biological process: immune response-regulating cell surface receptor signaling pathway.